CUGUGCUGGUGUCUUAGAGCAAGAGCCUCUCUGAGCUUUCGGAGUGGAAGAACAGUGGAAGAGACUGCAGCUUAAAGACUUUUAUAAUUAACUUGGCAUCACUUUUAUCAGCUCAAAGGCUGAACCAAAAAGCAGUGUCAUUUAUUCUAAGAAAUAACUUCUUAAAGGUUAAAGCUGAAAAAUAUUCAAGUUAUUUUUGGAUAACAACUUACAGAGGCCAAAUGACAUAGGAUGAAGGCUGUUCGUAACCUGCUGAUUUAUAUAUUUUCCACCUAUCUCCUGGUUAUGUUUGGAUUUAAUGCUGCCCAAGACUUUUGGUGUUCAACUUUGGUGAAGGGAGUCAUUUAUGGAUCGUACUCUGUAAGUGAAAUGUUUCCCAAAAACUUUACAAACUGCACUUGGACGCUGGAAAAUCCAGAUCCAACCAAAUAUAGCAUUUACCUGAAAUUUUCCAAAAAGGACCUUAGCUGCUCUAACUUUUCCCUCCUGGCUUACCAGUUUGAUCAUUUUUCCCAUGAAAAAAUAAAGGAUCUUUUAAGAAAGAAUCAUUCUAUAAUGCAACUCUGCAAUUCCAAGAAUGCUUUUGUUUUUCUACAAUAUGAUAAAAAUUUUAUUCAAAUACGUCGGGUAUUUCCAUCUGAUUUCCCAGGAUUACAGAAAAAAGGGGAAGAAGAUCAGAAAUCUUUUUUUGAGUUUUUGGUAUUGAACAAAGUGAGCCCAAGCCAGUUUGGUUGCCAUGUAUUAUGCACUUGGUUGGAGAGCUGCUUAAAAUCAGAAAAUGGGAGAACAGAAUCAUGUGGGAUCAUGUAUACAAAAUGCACCUGCCCUCAGCAUUUGGGAGAGUGGGGGAUCGAUGACCAGUCCCUGGUUUUGUUAAAUAACGUCGUGUUGCCCUUGAAUGAGCAGACAGAGGGCUGCCUGACCCAGGAGCUGCAAACCACUCAAGUCUGCAAUCUUACCAGGGAGGCCAAACGACCACCCAAAGAAGAAUUUGGAAUGAUGGGAGAUCAUACAAUUAAAAGUCAGCGACCUCGAUCUGUUCAUGAAAAAAGGGUCCCUCAGGAACAAGCUGAUGCUGCUAAAUUUAUGGCACAAACUGGUGAAUCUGGUGUGGAAGAGUGGUCCCAGUGGAGCACAUGCUCAGUUACUUGUGGUCAAGGGUCGCAGGUGCGAACCAGAACUUGUGUAUCACCUUACGGGACACACUGCAGCGGCCCAUUAAGAGAAUCAAGGGUUUGCAAUAACACUGCCCUCUGUCCAGUACAUGGAGUUUGGGAGGAAUGGUCACCAUGGAGUUUAUGCUCAUUUACAUGUGGUCGAGGCCAAAGAACAAGAACAAGAUCAUGCACACCUCCUCAGUAUGGAGGGAGGCCCUGUGAAGGACCAGAAACACAUCAUAAGCCUUGUAAUAUCGCCCUCUGUCCAGUUGAUGGACAGUGGCAGGAGUGGAGUUCAUGGAGCCAGUGCUCAGUGACAUGCUCAAAUGGGACCCAGCAGAGAAGCCGACAGUGCACUGCAGCUGCUCAUGGGGGCUCUGAAUGCAGAGGACCAUGGGCAGAAAGCAGAGAGUGCUAUAACCCUGAGUGUACAGCCAACGGUCAGUGGAAUCAGUGGGGCCAUUGGAGUGGAUGUUCUAAAUCCUGUGAUGGAGGUUGGGAAAGAAGAAUAAGGACUUGUCAGGGUGCAGCAAUCACAGGACAGCAAUGUGAAGGAACAGGCGAAGAAGUGAGACGAUGCAGUGAACAGCGAUGCCCUGCACCUUAUGAAAUAUGCCCAGAGGAUUAUCUGAUGUCGAUGGUGUGGAAAAGGACUCCAGCAGGCGAUUUGGCAUUCAAUCAAUGCCCACUGAAUGCCACAGGCACCACUAGCAGACGCUGCUCUCUCAGUCUUCAUGGAGUGGCCUUCUGGGAACAGCCGAGCUUUGCAAGAUGCAUAUCAAAUGAGUACAGACACUUGCAGCAUUCAAUUAAAGAGCAUCUGGCUAAGGGGCAGCGAACUCUGGCAGGUGAUGGAAUGUCCCAGGUAACGAAGACACUGUUGGAUUUAACUCAGAGGAAAAAUUUUUAUGCAGGAGAUCUUCUGAUGUCUGUGGAAAUCCUCAGAAAUGUUACAGACACAUUUAAAAGGGCAAGUUACAUCCCUGCAUCUGAUGGUGUCCAGAACUUCUUUCAAAUAGUUAGCAACCUUCUAGAUGAAGAAAACAAGGAAAAAUGGGAAGAUGCACAGCAGAUUUAUCCAGGCUCAAUAGAAUUAAUGCAGGUGAUUGAAGAUUUUAUACACAUUGUUGGAAUGGGGAUGAUGGACUUUCAGAAUUCAUACUUAAUGACUGGAAAUGUAGUGGCUAGCAUUCAGAAACUUCCGGCAGCUUCUGUUCUAACAGACAUCAACUUCCCAAUGAAAGGACGGAAAGGAAUGGUUGACUGGGCAAGAAAUUCAGAAGAUAGGGUAGUUAUUCCAAAAAGUAUUUUCACUCCUGUGUCUUCAAAAGAAUUAGAUGAAUCAUCCGUAUUUGUUCUUGGAGCAGUCCUCUACAAAAAUUUAGAUCUCAUUUUGCCCACUUUGAGAAAUUAUACUGUUGUUAAUUCCAAAAUCAUCGUGGUCACAAUAAGGCCUGAACCCAAAACAACUGACUCGUUUCUGGAGAUAGAGCUAGCUCAUUUGGCUAAUGGUACUUUGAAUCCCUAUUGUGUGUUAUGGGAUGACUCAAAAACGAACGAGUCUUUGGGAACGUGGUCCACCCAGGGAUGUAAAACUGUGCUUACCGAUGCAUCCCAUACGAAAUGCUUAUGUGAUCGUCUCUCUACCUUCGCCAUUUUGGCUCAGCAACCUAGAGAAAUAAUCAUGGAAUCCUCUGGUACACCUUCGGUUACUUUAAUAGUAGGCAGUGGCCUUUCUUGCCUGGCCUUGAUCACCCUAGCAGUUGUCUAUGCAGCGUUAUGGAGGUACAUACGCUCUGAGAGGUCCAUAAUUUUAAUUAACUUCUGCCUGUCUAUCAUCUCAUCCAACAUCCUCAUACUGGUUGGACAAACUCAAACACAUAAUAAGAGCAUCUGUACAACUACCACAGCAUUUUUGCACUUUUUCUUCCUGGCUUCCUUCUGUUGGGUUCUGACUGAGGCGUGGCAGUCAUAUAUGGCUGUAACUGGAAAAAUUAGGACACGGCUUAUAAGGAAACGCUUUUUGUGCCUUGGAUGGGGUUUGCCAGCAUUAGUAGUGGCCACAUCAGUGGGCUUCACCAGGACGAAAGGAUAUGGCACAGAUCACUACUGCUGGCUUUCUCUUGAAGGAGGGCUGCUGUAUGCUUUUGUUGGACCUGCAGCCGCUGUUGUCCUGGUCAACAUGGUGAUUGGCAUUUUGGUAUUUAAUAAACUUGUUUCCAGAGAUGGGAUCCUAGAUAAAAAGCUCAAACACAGAGCCGGUCAGAUGAGUGAGCCUCAUAGCGGUUUGACGCUCAAAUGUGCCAAGUGUGGAGUAGUUUCAACAACAGCUUUGUCAGCCACCACCGCCAGUAACGCCAUGGCCUCUCUUUGGAGCUCUUGUGUGGUGUUGCCCCUUCUGGCUCUGACAUGGAUGUCUGCAGUUCUGGCCAUGACAGAUAAACGCUCCAUAUUGUUUCAAAUACUUUUUGCUGUGUUUGAUUCAUUGCAAGGCUUUGUUAUAGUCAUGGUCCACUGCAUUCUUCGGAGAGAGGUUCAGGAUGCAUUUAGAUGCCGAUUGAGAAACUGCCAGGAUCCAAUCAAUGCUGAUUCUUCAAGUUCUUUUCCUAAUGGGCAUGCUCAAAUCAUGACAGACUUUGAAAAGGAUGUAGACAUUGCUUGUAGAUCAGUUCUUCAUAAGGAUAUUGGCCCUUGCCGAGCAGCAACAAUAACAGGAACACUCUCCAGGAUUUCUCUAAAUGACGAUGAGGAAGAAAAGGGAACAAACCCUGAAGGGCUGAGCUAUUCAACAUUGCCAGGAAAUGUAAUUUCCAAAGUCAUCAUCCAGCAACCCACAGGCCUGCAUAUGCCCAUGAGUAUGAAUGAGCUGGGUAAUCAAUGUUUGAAAAAAGAGAACAGUGAAUUGCGGAGAACUGUGUACUUAUGUACAGAUGACAAUUUAAGAGGGGCCGAUAUGGACAUCGUCCAUCCUCAAGAAAGAAUGAUGGAAAGUGACUAUAUUGUGAUGCCCAGAAGUUCUGUAAAUACCCAGCCAUCAAUGAAAGAGGAAAGCAAAAUGAAUAUUGGCAUGGAAACCUUGCCGCAUGAAAGGUUAUUGCACUACAAAGUGAAUCCUGAAUUCAAUAUGAAUCCCCCUGUAAUGGACCAGUUCAAUAUGAACUUAGAGCAACAUCUUGCACCCCAGGAACAUAUGCAGAAUUUGCCCUUUGAGCCUCGCACAGCUGUGAAGAAUUUCAUGGCCUCUGAGUUGGAUGAUAAUGCAGGACUAUCAAGAAGUGAAACUGGAUCAACGAUAUCCAUGAGUUCUCUAGAGAGAAGAAAAUCACGAUAUUCAGACCUUGACUUUGAGAAGGUCAUGCAUACAAGGAAGAGGCACAUGGAACUGUUUCAGGAGCUGAAUCAGAAAUUUCAAACUUUGGACAGAUUUCGGGAUAUACCAAAUACAAGCAGUCUGGAAAACCCAGCACCAAACAAGAAUCCAUGGGAAACUUUCAAAAACCCCAGUGAAUACCAACAUUACACCACAAUCAAUGUCUUAGACACAGAAGCCAAGGAUGCUUUGGAACUGAGGCCAGCAGAGUGGGAGAAGUGUCUGAAUUUGCCUCUGGAUGUGCAAGAAGGUGACUUUCAAACAGAAGUUUAACAAAAUCAAAAUGAACUGAGGCAAAGACACAAUAACCUAAUGCACUGACCCUUAAGACUUGGGAAGCCUGACAUUUCUAUCUGGACAAUGUGACUAUCCUGUGUCAGGACCUUCAUGUGCCAAACGUCAGUGGUGUUUUCCUAUGGUAAUUCCUCACUAGUCAGGCUAGUGGAGAGACACCAGGUGUACAGUUCUGACCAUCCUGUGUUGUAAGUACCUGUGGAAUGGAUUUGUAAGGUAAUCUUUAUAGAUAAACCUCAAGCAACGAUUCAUGUUGUAACCGCUUCAUAUGGUUUAGUUUUCAAAAAACUUCACCAUGAAGCACAAUGUAUAUAUUUAUGCAGUUUUUAAAGUUUAUAACAGUCUGUUUGGCCAUUACUACACUUUUUACUUUAUAAUAUAAAAGCAAAGUUUUUGUCAUUAAAUGAAUGUUUGUUGAGCUACAUUCUUCAUUGCUUUAAAUGCAAUAAAGUAAUAAUCUCACUUUUAUAUGAAUAAUAUAUUUCACAUCUUUAUUAUUGCAGUUUUCUCUAGAAAGCUCUGAGUAGCUUUCUCUGCUGCAGCUGUGUAUAAAAUAUUUAAAAUGUUGUAUGGUGUAAAUAAACUUUUGUCUACAU
This is a messenger RNA of Marmota flaviventris (yellow-bellied marmot), 5417 nucleotides long. Lineage: Eukaryota; Metazoa; Chordata; Mammalia; Rodentia; Sciuridae. The record is from RefSeq and is a predicted model, not a curated record.